Molecule: messenger RNA, 619 nt
Organism: Oncorhynchus gorbuscha (pink salmon)
Lineage: Eukaryota; Metazoa; Chordata; Actinopteri; Salmoniformes; Salmonidae
Product: aldehyde dehydrogenase, mitochondrial-like
Exons: 4
Coding region: 40-465 (141 amino acids)
Molecular function (GO): aldehyde dehydrogenase (NAD+) activity
Source: RefSeq, a predicted model, not a curated record
CUCCCUGGUUGACAAACGCAUUUGUGUUGAAGAAGAACCAUGCUUCGAGUUGUGUUAUCCCGAACUUUUCCUCGGAUCUCUGGCAUUUCCAUUUGUCAGUAUUCGGCGGCCGCCAUCCCGGUUCCAAGCGCACAGCCCGAAGUCCAUUAUAACAAGCUGUUCAUCAAUAACCAGUGGCAGGAUGCCGUCAGCAAGAGGUCCUUCCCCACCAUCAACCCAGCCACAGGAGAGGUCAUCUGUCAGGUGGCUGAGGCAGACAAGGCAGAUGUGGACAAGGCUGUGAAGGCUGCCAGGGAGGCCUUUCGGUUUGGGUCACCAUGGAGACGCAUGGACGCAUCGGACCGCGGGCUGCUCCUGAGCCGGCUGGCAGACGCAAUCGAGAGGGACACAGCCUACCUAGCGGUCAGUGACGCCGUCCCAUUACUGCUGGUCAAUGGAAAUGAUUCACCUGAAGUGGUGUUAUGAGCGGCUAAUUAGAUGCACAACAUUCCUGUUCUGGCACUCAUGCCAAAGAAAGCAGUUGUUUGGGUGGUAUUAGAGUUUACAUGUGUGGCACAGUGCUUUGUCUGAUGACAAAUGUUACCUUCCAGUGGUGGAAACGUUUUACCCAGAAAUAUUA